Messenger RNA from Ricinus communis (castor bean), 1973 nucleotides. Its product is annotated as terpene synthase 10-like. Bases 27 to 1823 code for a protein of 598 amino acids. NCBI's taxonomy places the organism in Eukaryota, Viridiplantae, Streptophyta, Magnoliopsida, Malpighiales, Euphorbiaceae. Gene Ontology annotation, biological process: diterpenoid biosynthetic process. Gene Ontology annotation, molecular function: terpene synthase activity; magnesium ion binding. The transcript is spliced from 7 exons. The record is from RefSeq and is a predicted model, not a curated record.
AUCUACUAUCCUCAAAGCCCUUUCAAAUGGCACUUCUAUUUCCUUCUCCCUCUUGUUUUACUAAUGCCAAUUUCGCUAAACUAUCAUACAGUACGCACUCAAAGUCAACAUACAAUUACUGUUUUGCUAACCCAAUUAGAUGCAUGGGUGGUCCAAAAAUGUCAAAUGAAACUGUAAUCAGACGAUCUGCUAAUUAUCACCCUCCAAUUUGGGAUUAUAAUUUUGUGCAAUCACUCAGGCAUGAAUUUGUGGGAGAAUCAUAUACAAAACGAAUUAACCAUUUGAAGAAAAGUGUAAAGACGAUGCUUAACGAAGCUGUGAUUCCUCUGGAUCAGCUCGAGCUGAUUGAUACGUUGCAAAGACUUGGAUUAGCUUAUCACUUCCAAGAUGAAAUCAACAAGAUACUGAACAACAUUUACAUUCAGAAUCGCUUUGAGAAGACCUGGACGAAGGAGGAUUUGCAUGCCACAGCUCUUCAGUUUAGACUCUUAAGACAACAUGGGUAUAACAUAUCUCAAGAGAUUUUCAAUAUUUUCCUUGAUGACCUGGGAAACUUUAAGGCAUGCAUAGGUGAGGAUCUUAAAGGACUACUGUCUUUGUACGAGGCAUCGUACCUUUCGGAAGAAGGUGAGAAUAUUUUAGAAGUUGCUAGAAAAUUUGCCACAAUAUGUCUCCAGAAAUAUACUACCCUACAAGACAAAGACCAAUUUCUGUCCAUGAUAAUAAGUCAUUCUUUGGAGCUCCCACUCCAUUGGAGGGUGCCAAGGUUGGAGACAAGGUGGUUUAUAGAAGUAUAUGAGAGAAAAGAAGGCACGAAUCCUCUUCUGCUUGAGCUUUCUAAGUUAGACUUCAACAAUGUGCAAGCGAUCCAUCAAGAGGACCUAAAAUAUGUGUCAUGGUGGUGGAGGAAUACAGGUCUUGGUGAAAAGUUAGGCUUUGCAAGAGACAGAUUAAUGGAAAACUUCUUAUGGACAGUAGGGGAGAAUUCUGAGCCACAAUUUGGAUAUUUUAGAAGAAUGUCCACCAAAAUAUUUUCACUAAUGACAGUAAUGGAUGAUAUUUAUGACGUGUAUGGCACCUUGGAUGAACUCCAGUUGUUCACCGAUGCUGUUGAAAGGUGGGAUGUUAAUGCAAUGGACCAACUUCCUGAGUAUAUGAAGUUAUGUUUCCUAGCCCUCCAUAACUCGAUCAAUGAAAUAGGUUAUGAUGUCCUUAGAAAACAAGGACUUUAUGUCAUUCCCUACUUGAAGAAAGCUUGGGCAGAUUUAUGUAAAUCUUAUUUAGUGGAGGCCAAGUGGUAUUAUAGUGGCUAUACACCAACCAUGCAAGAAUACAUGGACAAUGCAUGGAUUUCUAUUUCAGCUCCUGUUAUCCUAGUUCAUGCUUAUUUCCUUGAAGGGUCUCCAGCGUCAAAUGAAGCUUUGAAAUCUUUAAAGGAGUAUCCGGAUAUAAUCCGAUGGUCAUCUAUGAUUCUUAGAUUUGCAAAUGAUCUAGGAACAUCAUCAGAUGAAUUAAAAAGAGGUGACAAUCCGAAAUCAAUACAAUGUUACAUGUAUGAAACUGGAGCUUCAGAAGCAAAAGCCCGCGAGCACAUUCAAUACUUAAUUGGUGAAGCAUGGAAGAAAAUAAAUAAAGAACGAGGACUUGCAGAUUUUCCAUUCUCAAAAACAUUUAUUGAAGUAGCAGCUAACCUAGCUAGAAUGGCACAAUGCGUGUACCAAUAUGGUGAUGGAUAUGGGAUAGAGAACGGUGAAACUAAGGAUCGGGUUCUAUCAUUACUUGUUAAACCUAUUCCUAUAUAUUUAUUUUUGCCCUUUCCAUGAUCCAUCUAAUCAUAUGCCCACAUGCCUAAGUACAUGUGGAGCCAUCUUAUAAUGAAAAUUGUUACAAGCUUGUUGGGUUGGUUGAGAAAAAUAAAGGAUGUGCAAAUAUAUAUAUAAAGGAAGAGUUAAUUCUUCCUUGUAAUUUUAUCA